AUGGGAGCCAUCAGCGAUGAUGACUUGAGGAAGAUCAGCCAGGCUGUGGCUAUUAUCCUCAAUAGUUCACAGCAAUACUUGGCUUUCCCAGUGCCUCAACCUCCCCCACCCAAGGGCAGGGCAAGAGGCCAUCAAAGCGCAGGAGAGAGUGCCCUGAGCUAUUCUUUCUAUGGAAAUCUGACUGUCGAGCUCUCGAGCGAUUGGGAGAUAUGCCCAGGUUUUAUACUUCAGGCAGCAUCGCUCAACAUAGGCCUGAGAAUGUCAGGCAACGCAGGAGGCAACACUCUAGAUAUUAGCCUUGGAGCGACACUGGAAGUUGACGACGUGCUCUUUAUGGUAAAGGGUCAGAUUCCGGACUUACUCUCAGACUCGGAAGUCGAAUUCAUCCUGACAUUGACUCUAAUGGAUAACCGGAUCACCACGGACGCACGGAACCUUGUUAGGGCUCUAGAUUCCACACUGGAUUUUGACAAGGCGAUCAGCGGUGCGUCGUCAGAUGUAAUUGCUCAACUUGUAGACGAAGGAAGCAGCGUGCUUUCUGCUCGUGUGGUAGUCCACCGAACCCCAGCUAAACCGUCGUACCUCAAGAGCAUCGAACUUUUGGUCAUGGGCGGCUUCGACUGGACACCUGUUGAAAAUAUCACUCUGAAGCGGGUGGGUUGCACAGCAAUCAUACGCCGUGACACGGUCGAUAGCCCAUGGAAUUAUCUUCUGCAAGUUGCAGGGUUGGUGGGCAUUAAAACAGCCGAUGUGUUGGUAAAAGCAGAGUUCGACAGUUCUGAGACUAAGACCAUCACUUUGUCAGCCGCAAUCAGCCCCUCCAUGAAUCUCACGGCUAUCGAUGUCAUGGACUUGGUGGUGAGGGGCACUGGCAAGGUAUUCGUUCCGCCGAACCUGGAAUAUAUGAGAACGUACGUUUCCCGGCGUGGAGCUUUGCUAGAAGUCGAAAUAGUUCUCUCUCUUUCGACAGCAAUGGCGGUUCAGUCAUGUAGUGUCGCAGUCCAGUGCCCCGGCGCGAUCUGGUCGUCGCCCCCAUCAGAAGACCACAUAUGGCCCCAGGUUUUUCUGUCAGAUCUGAACAUAUUUGUCACAGCCAAUAGCAGCCAAGCUCAAACUUUCAAGACAAAUCAUACCGGUGUUCAUAGUCAGUAUGGUCAAAGAUUAUGUCUUUCAUCUGUGUCCAAGACAAGAGUAACAAACUCUUGGGACUAUUCGGCCUACGUCCGUGGAACUAUUCAUCUUCGGGACGAACAAUACGCUCUCCCUGCUGUCCUCACAUACGAUUCGAGCAACAAGGAAACGUGGAUAUUAGCACGCAUCACAGACUACGACUACGGAUCGCUGACCGACCUGGCCGGCGAUAAUGCUUUUGUUCCGUACGACGUGGUUCCUCCUGACCUAGUCGCUAUUUCAACUCAGUACCCGGUACCUAACGAGUCUCCUGUUCAACUUAUCCUUUCCGGUGACCCUGUGGGAGGGAGAGACCGCAGCAUCCGCCUACGGUUUAAUAAUCAAGGUCUGACGCGGGUCCUGUUAAAGGCUCAGUAUUCCAACAACGAUGGUUGGCAGAUAUCCAGCCAAAUGACCUUGCUCAGUUUAGGAAUUAUGUUCGACCUCACUGAUCCCGUGAAUGCUGAUGAAACCAAACGUAUCGUGACUGGAUAUGUUUAUGGCUUCUUUAGGGUUAUUAACACGGCUGUCGUUGCAUUUGUGGCUGGGUCCAAGACAGUAAGCGGAACUGAGUUCUGGGCACACUUGUCGGCGCAGGACGGAGCUGACCUGGAUCCGGUAUCUGCCCUGAACAUUAGCCCGACGGUAGUUCUAUCCGACCCGCAGAUGACGGGCUAUGCGCCCCCGUUGAAUGGAUGGAACUUGCCUACUACGUUUCCCAUCAAGAUCGAGGCGGCAUUUUCAUCCUCCGGCGCACAACUAGACGUGCAAUUCAAGAAACUUACUGGGACUAGCAGUUACAGCCUCCGUCUUGUAAAUAUCGUUGUUUAUUUCUCAGAGAAGUGGACUGUCUAUGAUAGUCUCGUUCUACCUGAAGGAUCGCUCACAGUGCUUAUAUCAAAUGCUGGCGAUCAAGCAACGAUGCAAGCCAGAGCUCGACUGGUUGGCAGCUUGUCCUUGCUUGGCCCCGGAUUACGGGUCCAAGUUUGGGCCGAAUUCUGGAGAAACGGACCAGGAGACGAUAUCUUCCACGCUCAAGUUGACGUGAAGACACUCAAUGGUGGUGCCGGAGUAGCGGCAUCUACCAUAUACCAACUUCAACAGUUUGGCGGGCAAACGUUAGACUUAUCUAGGAUACCAUCUCCAGUGCCAGCGGACUAUCCUAUCCAACUAAGCGAUUUCAUGUCCACUAGCAAGCUUCUACUCAGCUGUGGAAUUGACGUUACCAGGAAUACCGAAAUCGGCAGCCUGACUGCAUUAUACUUCACCCUCAGCCAAGGAGGCCCAUGGGUUAUAACAGACCGAAUUGCGCUGGACGAGUCAUCUCUAGAACUAGUGAUCCUCAACCCUCUGGGUCCUCCGUCAAACUACCAGCUCACUGCUAGGGGGCGAUUGAAAAUCGGCGGUGGCCUAAACAUAAACGCUACCGUCAAGUUGCUGACGGGUACAGAUCAGAGGCCAGGCUGGUUGCGAAUCACCGUUAGCAUAGACAAUCAUACUGAUCCCCUGAUCACAGUAGGAUCCGUUCUAUCGGUCCUCGUACCGAACGCUACAAUAGACGUUCCCUCCGGCUGCCCCAUUGACCCGAACAAGCCGUCCAUGUCGGCGACUCUAGUUAUUAACUUUGCGCCAAAUGGGACAAAGUGGGUGCUGAAGGAUGUGGUCAUAGAGAUGCAGCUUGCUGCAUCCAUCACAUGGAGUAUUGGUCCAUCCGCCAAGAGCUUGCUAGUCACCAAGCUCGGGCUGAACGCCAGUCUGGUCGGCCUGGACACCACCAGCUCCACUCAGACCGUCAUCAUCUAUGGAGAAGCAGCACUACAGCAGAGUUCGACGAACAUACUUAGGAUCGCGGCCCGUGUAGACGAAUCAAAGACCCUUACAGUAUCUUUGCAGGCUUUGAUAGAUACCCAAGUCCAGGCUACGGCUAUACUGAGCAACUACUGUGGCGAUUGGAGAGAAAGAAGCGAUAUUCCACAGUUCAGCAACGAUUCAGGAUUGAGCGAUUAUGGCAGCCUGGCUAUAGUGUCUGCUCAGGUCAGGUUUCUGCCCUCUGGCCAAAACUGGACUCCGGACAGCUUAAGCGUUAGUGUGCAGACAGGAAGUGGCUUCCCAGGCUGGUCAAUAGUGGACGGAUAUCUCAAGUUAACAAACUUGAAACUGAACAUCUACAUUGACAACCUGAGCUCCAACCCCGGGUUUACCGGUAGGCUAUUUGGGUUGUUGAAGUACACUGCUCGUAGCAGCAAGACGCCGCUGGCCUCUGAAAUUCACUUGACAUUAGACGCGACGCAGAAGGUACUGUCACUCAACAUUCAACUCCCGGACUGCUCUUUUAUGGACGCGAUAUAUGUUGCCACGGCUGGACGUUUUAAUCUCCCGGGCAGCUGGUGGCCUACCCUGAGUGCUAUCAUGAUGAAGAUGAACUGGAUAGAAGGUAGCGGCUCCUUCACUGCAAUCCUGGGUCCCGAGGCGAUUCUGCCAGGAACGAAAAAGAUCUUCGUCAUGCUUCACCCGACUCUCUUCCUUGGUGUAUCGAAAUCAACAUCGAACUUUGCGGCGGUUGGUCAGCUUUCGGGAACGGCGGAGGUUUUUGCCACCAUAGAUAUUCCGAUAUCUUACGACCUGCCUAACGGUCCACUCAAAAUUUUCGGUAUCGACGUGAAAAAGAUCUACGAUAUGGUCAAGGCGCUCUGGGAUUUGGUCAAAGAUGUCGAACAGCUGACGGAACUUUGCGAGAUCAUGGCGGAGGUCGCUGGGGUUGCGGCUGCCUCAGCUGUUGGAACAGCGCUGGUCGCGCUGGGCGUUGAAGCAGCGGUUGUGUGGAGCGUCAUCAAAUCGGUGUUUGGUAGCAGCGGAGGAGGCGGCGGUGGCGGCGGCGGAUUAGAUGACUCUGGCGGUUCCAAUGAAAACCCCGACUCCAAUAAGUACACCGGCCUAUGGGUGGUUGGUGGAUCCGGAAUCAAUAACGGCACUGUGGGAGAACAGGUCGAGCUGAAGGUGUAUCCAAAAGACGCCUGGGGUAACGGACUUGCUAUCGACAAAACCCAGCUAACGGCAACGAUCAUCUCCGAGACCCGUGUCCCGGUGAAAACAUGGGUCUCCCAAGGGCCUUCUUCGUAUCUUGCAACGUAUAGCAGGCCGACAACGCUGGGUGGCUACAUCGUUAGCAUCACCUAUCCACCACUGAAUUACGAGGCACAGAUACCCGUCAUUUCUACAGAUACGCCUGGCACAGCGUCUAGGUUGUCUCUCCUCGAUGCCCCUCUGGCUGCAGUCAUGGGUAUCCACAACCAAGCGACCAUAUGGCCCCGAGAUUCUCGCAGUACUCCCCUCUAUGGCCUUGCAUUUGAAGACUUAUACAAGGUAACCUUCACUCCGCCAACAAAACUCCCUGUCAAAUUGGUCACGUUCAACGAUGCCUUGAAGGUCGACUGGGUUCCGUCACAAACGUCACACAUGCUGGGUAUCACGUUGGAAGAUGGAACUCCGAUCACCGGAUCCCCGUUGCAAAUCCAGUGUGUACUGAGACCAAGUACGAAGCUUACCAAGGCAGCCGGACCUGGCCUUUGUACCGGCUACCCCGGGGACGACGCAAAUUUUGAUGUUACGGUUCUUGACGACAUCGGAAACCCAUAUAACGCGGAUCCAGGGCUGACGGUAUUGGCCGUAGCAACGACGCAGAACGGCCACCCGACCCCGCAAAUCACUGAAACCAGGCGAACUGGGAACAAGGUCAGCUUCCAAUACAUUUUUCCAAACGUUAAUUGUAUAAUUUCCAUCUCCAUUGACGGGCUAUUACUCGAGCAAUGUCCCAUCAACGUCGCGACAUCAACCCACCGACCAGGAUUUUCAGUCACGGCCUCAACGGUUACGCUUUCCCAGCAGUCCUACUAUGUAGGCCAAACUCUAACAGGCACGAUAACGGCUCGUGAUGAUCUCGGCUACUUGUGGAUUAUGGAAAACGUCGGUACCUCUUUUCGUGUGCUCCGGGGCUUAGACCUCAAUUCUGAAUUGGGUAUCUCUUCUGAAAACGGAGAUGGCACAGUAUCAUUCUCCUACACCUUAUCCUCAACCCCCCGGGAGGAUACGAUCGUUGUUUGCGCGCGGAGUGAUCCUAGAGUUCAAGCAACUGGAAGUCCGGUAGAUUUCAAGAUCAAUUCAUGGCCAGCUCUUCAAGAACUGCGCUGUUAUGGACCGGCAAUGGAACUGCCGACGACACUACCGUAUUUCGACAUACUGCCUUUCGAUGAGGCGGAGUCAAUCGUCCAAGAGAGUCAGCUGUGGGAUCCCUCGGAGCUGCACGUUGCUUCAACGUACAACGAGAUUAGCAACGUGGUCAUCAAGCGGAAGGGUCGGGGUUAUAGAGCAACUGUCCAACCGGCGGCGAAGCAUCCAGACCUUUCGAUCCCGCCUGUGGUUCGGGUCAGUAGGAGCUCAGUGGAUUUUGGACCGGGCCCAUAUCUUAUGGAUUCCGCUCCGCCUACAGCUAAUGCUUUAGCGUUCUGGCGUAAACACGUCCAGGACAAUAUCUCGAGCUUCUUGGUUACAGCCGCCAGCGAGAACGGCAAUCGACGAUAUAUGGGUGGAGAUAUCGUUUCCGUGCUUUCGCAGUCCACUUCCCAGCUAGUCGUGACAGAGAUCCUAGAUCGCCUCGAUGGCUCCUAUCUGGUUAGCUACGUUCCCCUGGGAGCCAGCCAGAUGCAGGUAGCCGUUGCUGUUAACGGAAUCCCGGCGACAGGAAGUCCAUAUACGCUACCGGACCAGUCGGAUCUUUCCAUUACACUUGAAGGCGAUGGCUUGUUUAAAGCCUCGAUAGGGAUCUCCGCGCAAUUCACUGUCAAAGUCCUGCGUAAUAAGCAACCGAUGGUUGAUAACAGUGUUUACUUCACUGGAUUGGUCUACCCCGUGAGUUCGACCGACGCAAAUGCAGCUGUCGUCAUAUUCAGCGCUCCAGAUACGUACGGUGCAUUCGAAGCAAGCUAUAUACUGGGACAAGGCACACUACCAGGGAACUUCAAGCUUCGGUUGCUGGCGAACUUUCAACCAUUCGCCAACAAUAUCUACGACGUCGUCGUCACUAUGCCUGCUUCAGUGGCUGAGUUCGAUAUCACAGGUCUCGAUACGCUGAUCCAAUGCACGGAUAGCAGAAAUCUUUCGCAAGAAUUCAUCAUCACACCUUAUCCUGUAACGGAGUGUCAGCCCAAGGAUCUCAAGAUUCUCUGCUCCCCAUCUAUAGACUUCUUUUACGAUAUUACGGUGUUUGGGGAUAGAAACACCCAAUUCGCUGUUCGUUACGGAGUCACAUCAGCGGGAACAUAUACGCUGCGCUUUAACUUCCGCGGUCAAGCUGCGAAGAAGCACAACGCCGAAAGGCCCGAUGAUGACAGUUGGCUUGUUGUUGCAUCGGACGCGAUGCGAAGUUUGACACGCUAUGUACCUGGAAGGCCGGAGAUGAGCUGGAGCACAAAACAAGAAGGGCCAGGCAAACCAGGGGCAGUGGUCCUUCCCGAUGGGAACCUCCAAUUAUCUACUCAAUCUGGUGGUCCAAAUGCCCUGCUUAGCGCACAGGGUGGGUGGAAAAUACCCGGCUUUGGCGAUACCUCUGCGGGCUUCCUGUUUGGUUUUCGGGUUGCUUUAAGCCAGUUCGAUGCACCUGUCGGAGAAAUGUCCUUCACGGGGCCGCUUAUCCGUAAGGGCAAUGGCCCAUAUCCCGUCUUGCAACUUGCAGCAGGUCAGAAUAUACAAUGGACGACUCUUGGAACAACGGGGAGUAGCGGGCUCUCAGGCCCGUCAAGCAUCCUACCUGACGGAGUGUGGCAUUACGUAGUAAUGCGAGUGAACUCCUCCAACCUGUGGCUGUUUGAAGACAGCAAGUUGAUCUUUAAUAUGCCUACAGGGGACUCUGGCAGUUACGCAAGCCCCUUCCCGUUUGACCUUUCCUUCUUUACAGACACCCUGACCAACGCUUUCGCCGCCCAGAUAAAGGAUAUUUUUACUUGUCCUGGUUCUAUACGCCCGUCGAUCCGCAGCCCAAGCGAUGGCGAAGUUUAUUUCAAUUCUGGGACAGAAGAUCAAGAAGGGCAGCUCUGGACCGUCGUCGCUGAUAACAUUCCUGGCUACCGUUAUUGGUACAACGCCACAUCCCUAUCUCUAAGUACUGGACGCGAAAUGCUUACUAAUGUCGGAGAUUCCUAUACGUUCGCUGCGAAGAUGAUUGGCCCGGCACUUCAGCCGGUUUCAGCCGUACAAUGCCUGUUUAGAGUCUACAGCAUUUUCGAGGGCACAGGAAUAUUUGCCUUUCACCGUGGGGUCGGAUUGGAGAUUGUCAAGCCUCUCAAUGGUGUAAUCACCUGUGACUACUACUAUUAUGGAAAGGAUGAGAAGGGUGUUGACAAAAGAUUUCAUUUACAAAGUACGACAUCCUUUCGAGAUCUGGAACAGGUUAUCGUGACUGUCUUGUAUUCGCAGACAGCAGGCACGGUGACCUUGUUUGAAAACGGAAAUCUCCGGAUCAACUACACUUUUCCUAACGGCAUUAUGCCGCCACCUCAAGACUGGGCUUCUUCUCCGGGCAUUACCUUUUUCUUUGACAAUGCAAAGAGCCACCUCGGAUUAAGCACGGGCACCUGGGUUGAGCUUGUUUUCCAUAGACAGCUUUAUGGGUAA
Molecule: messenger RNA, 7836 nt
Organism: Fusarium tjaetaba
Lineage: Eukaryota; Fungi; Ascomycota; Sordariomycetes; Hypocreales; Nectriaceae
Exons: 7
Coding region: 1-7836 (2611 amino acids)
Biological process (GO): actin cytoskeleton organization
Molecular function (GO): actin filament binding
Source: RefSeq, a predicted model, not a curated record